Molecule: messenger RNA, 1580 nt
Organism: Sorex araneus (European shrew)
Lineage: Eukaryota; Metazoa; Chordata; Mammalia; Eulipotyphla; Soricidae
Product: growth-regulated protein homolog
Exons: 4
Coding region: 537-851 (104 amino acids)
Biological process (GO): antimicrobial humoral immune response mediated by antimicrobial peptide; cellular response to lipopolysaccharide; inflammatory response
Cellular component (GO): extracellular region
Molecular function (GO): CXCR chemokine receptor binding; chemokine activity
Source: RefSeq, a predicted model, not a curated record
AGCACAGCCCUGGAGCACGGCUGUAUGUUAAGAGCGCGUUUACGCGGAUAUAAACGAAACGGCGCCUGGAGGUAUUUAGACGGCCCAAUGUGUGACAGAUGGGUCUAAUGGGAGCAGGGGGUCGCAGCUGCCAACGGUGACUGCUAGGAUGAGGUUCCCCGAUAACGCUUUUUCCAGACGCGCGUCUCCACUAGCUCAUGACGUCACCGCAUCCCGGCGACUCCCGGCCGCUGGGGACAGAGGGAGAAAAUCCCCGAGUCCGAGAGGUAGUCAGAGGACCAGCGGCGGCAGCAGAGGGGUGUCCUGGCCCCCCACCUCAUGUCCAUCCUUCAGACUUCCACCCCACCCCGCAGGGGCGAGGCCCCGUUUCCUUCCGGAGCGGGAUCUGCCCGGGAAUUUCCCCGGCGGGGGCAGCGUCGCCUUCCAGCCCGGAUCAUGGAUAAAAGGGGCUGGCGGCUCUCGGGGCGCUCAGAUCGCUCUGCAAGCUCUUCCUCGGGCACCUGCUCUCUACGACUCGACCCUGCACGCUCAGCACCAUGGUCCAAGCCGCGACCCCCCGCGCUCUCCAGACCCUCCGCGCCGCGCUGCUGCUCCUGCUCCUGGGCGCCGCCUGCCGGCAAUCUGAAGGGGCGCCAGUGGCCUCCGAGCUGCGCUGCCAGUGCCUGGAGACCAUGCAGGGCGUUCACUUCAAGAACAUCCAGAGCGUGACGGUCACGCCCCCGGCACCCCACUGCCCCCGCACCGAAGUCGUAGCCACUCUCAAGAACGGUCAGCAAGCCUGCCUCAACCCCGACGCCCCGCUGGUUAAGAAAGUCAUCGAAAGGAUGCUUAAAAAGAGUCAAUCAAGCUAGAAGGAAGAAACAGAUCACAUUCAGUUCCACUCUUGGAGGAAUCAGAAUGAAUGAUGAAUAGUUCUGAUGCCGUCUGGAUUUUUGUUUCUUGUCUUUGACUAGAUUUUAUGAGGGUUCUAUUUAUUGACAUAUGUGUUUAUUUAUUUAUUUAUAAAAGCUCAUAUAUUAAUGUUCUAAUUUAAAGAUGUGAAUGUAUUUGGUGAUUUGCUGUUCUGGUGGGGGUUAUUGCCUUAUUAUCAAGCAGCGUUCAGGGGGCCCAGGUCCACUCCCUUUGUUAUGUGGCCAGAUUGGAAGGUUUAGUAUUAGGAUUCCAAAAUACCUGGGGUAACCAGGACACACCUAGGUGUGCUGGAGUACACUGUAAUGCGUAGGUCCAAACUCUGGUCAAGCCCUAAACUACCUCCUCAGCCCCUGUACUAAUAUUUAAAGGGUUUUUUUUUUAAAUAGUAAAUCAGGUCAGUCCUAUUAUUUAAUUUGGAUAUUGGGCACUUUAAAUGUUCUUCAUUCAUUAUACAGACUUUGGGAGAAGGGAAGGAGAGUUUAUAGCUUCCACUGUUUUGGAGACUGGCUGCUAAGAUGGGGACGGGAAGGGAUGGUCACCACAACUGUUUUGUACUGUUGAGGAGAAUAUCAGUUAUUUAUUGAAACAGUGUCAAUGUUUUGAAUGUUAAAUUUUUUUAAAACUACAAAGUUUUAUUAAUCCCUGAGACAUUUUAUGUCUUCUUUGUA